Molecule: messenger RNA, 2217 nt
Organism: Microtus oregoni (creeping vole)
Lineage: Eukaryota; Metazoa; Chordata; Mammalia; Rodentia; Cricetidae
Gene: Adap2
Product: ArfGAP with dual PH domains 2
Exons: 11
Coding region: 64-1209 (381 amino acids)
Biological process (GO): positive regulation of GTPase activity
Cellular component (GO): intracellular membrane-bounded organelle; plasma membrane
Molecular function (GO): GTPase activator activity; phosphatidylinositol bisphosphate binding
Source: RefSeq, a predicted model, not a curated record
AGUCCAGGAGCGGGAAGCGCGGAGGCGGAGCAGCUAAGCCCCGCUGAGACCUCUGGUCCGGCCAUGGGCGACCGUGAGCGCAACAAGAAACGGCUGCUGGAGUUGCUGCAAGCUGCGGGCACCGGCAACACACACUGUGCCGACUGCGGGGCUGCGGAUCCUGAUUGGGCCUCUUACAAGCUGGGGAUUUUCAUCUGUCUUCACUGCUCUGGCGUCCACCGCAACUUCCCAGACGUCAGCAAAGUUAAAUCCGUGCGACUGGACUUCUGGGACGACAGUAUGGUGGAGUUCAUGACCCACAAUGGGAAUCUCAAUGUGAAAGCCAAAUUUGAAGCCAGAGUCCCAGCUUUCUACUAUGUCCCUCAGGCCAGCGACUGCUUGGUCUUAAAGGAGCAAUGGAUUCGAGCUAAGUACGAAAGACAGGAAUUUAUAGCUGACGAGAAAGCUGUCUCAGCCCCAGGUGACAGAGAAGGGUUCCUGUGGAAGCGGGGGCGCGACAAUGCCCAGUUCCUGAGAAGGAGGUUUGUCCUUCUGGCAAGAGAAGGCCUCCUGAAGUACUACACGAAAGAGGAGGGUAAAGCCCCCAAAGCAGUCAUCAACAUCAAGGACUUGAAUGCCACCUUCCAGACAGAGAAGAUAGGACAUCCCCACGGUCUGCAGAUCACCUACAGGAAAGAGGACCACACCCGGAAUCUCUUUGUGUAUCAUGACAGUGGGAAGGAGAUAGUGGAUUGGUUCAACGCUCUCCGUGCGGCCCGCCUGCAAUACCUAAAAUUGGCCUUUCCUGAUCUCCCGGAGUCUGAGCUCGUGCCUCUCAUUACCAGGAACUACCUCAAACAAGGCUUCAUGGAGAAGACCGGUCCAAAGCACAGAGAACCCUUCAAGAAAAGAUGGUUUGCUCUGGAUCCCUUGGAGAGGAGGCUGCUGUAUUAUAAGAACCCUCUGGAUGCUUUCGAGCAGGGCCAGGUUUUCCUGGGAAGCAAUGAGCAGGGGUAUGAAGUAUGCGAAGACCUGCCCAGGGGCAUCCGAGGGAAUCGCUGGAAGGUUGGACUCACUGUCAUCACUCCAGAGCGGAAGUUCAUCUUCACCUGCCCCAGUGAGAAGGAACAGCAAGAAUGGCUGGAGAGUCUGCAGGAUGUCCUGUCCAGUCCCCGGUCGCCCCUCCACCUCCUCACCACAUCAGCAGAGAGUGCCUGUGGCCUCAGGUGACCCAUCUCGGAAGAGUCGGCUGGCCACCGAGCACCUGAAAUCCCCGAGAAGUGUUCACCUCUGCCCUGGUUGUCCAGAAGGAAGCCCCAAGACCAGCAGCUGCUGCUCCUGUCAGUGAACUCUGUCAAGAUCGAGGGUGUGGUUUAUCUUGUGGCUCCCAGGAUCCUUCCAGCAAACAUUUCCCAGUCUUGGGGAGCUGGUACUGAGAAGAAUGUAGCUCUCCAAGCUUAGAAGACCUGAAGGCUUUCUCAUAUUUGCACCGAGAGCAGGGUGUAGUGAUGCAUGCCUGUGGAGAGGCAGGAGUGCCAUGAGUUUGAUGCCAGCUUGGACCAUACAGGGAGUUCAAGUGCAGCCUGAGCUGCAUAGCAAGACCUUGUUUCGAAAAACAAAGACAAAAACAAGCAAACAACAACAAAAUCUACAGAGAGGGAGUAGAAACAUUGCAAUAUAAAAAACACCCUCAGCAUCAAGAUUAUGCAAGUAGAAAAAAAAUGUAAAUGUUUAAUCUGAACCUAACUAUGAAGAAAUAAUAAGAUCUUUCAAUAUUACUUACAUGUUGAUAUACAACUAGCCUGGACUUUUCAAAUAUCAAUAUUAAAAGAUAAAAUUGGCCAUACAUGGCAAUACAUGCCUUUAGGCCCUUGCACUCAGCAGGCAGAGAGAGGUAAAUCUCUGUUGUUCAAGAGCAGCCUGGUCUAUAUAUCAAGUUCCAGGACAGCCAGAGUUAUAUAGAGAGAACUUGUUUCACAAAACAGAGGGGAGGGGAAGAAAGACAGACAGACUAAAGACAGGGCUAGUGGUACCUAUAAUUUUUGCAUUGGGGAACUGGAGGCCAGAGGAUCAGAGGUUCUGCUAUUAUCCAUAGAGAGCUCAAAGCUAAUGAGACCCUGAUUCAAAGGAGAACAAACAAAAACCACAAAUUAGGGCUGGAGCGGUGGCUCAGCAGUUAAGAGCACUUGCUGCUCUUCCCAAGGUCCUGAGUUCAAUUCCCACAACCACAUGGUAGCU